Messenger RNA from Caenorhabditis angaria, 1854 nucleotides. NCBI's taxonomy places the organism in Eukaryota, Metazoa, Nematoda, Chromadorea, Rhabditida, Rhabditidae. The record is from the annotation of a GenBank genome assembly.
UUGUCAAUUUUUGGUUCAAUAAUAACCAUACAGUCACUAAUCCUUUUUUAUUCUUUUCAUCAAAAAUGUCAGUUUUGUUAGUUCUCUUUCAAUUUUCAUUUUUGUGUGUUUCAGUUCGAAAUUUCCGCCAUCAGCAUAUGAUAAGUUUGUCGUUCCUCGUCACUUUUUUGGUGACGUGGUUAUUGGUGAUAACAGUUGCAACGGAAAUGUGAGUAAAAAUUGUAUCGUUUGGGUUAUGUUUAGAACUUUGUAUACGACUUUUUCAGUGAUUUUUUUAAAAGUUCUUCGUAAUUUGUUUAUCAGUUGUCGAAAAUGAUAAAACAAAAAGUUGUCUAUCCACAUACAAACUAUGUACAGUAAUCCGCAAACACUUUUAUUCAGAAAUUCUCCCACAAACUUUACUGAAGAAGAAGUUGGUAGUGGUGAAUCAUGGUCGAAUGAUAUUCCAACUUUAACUGGAGAAGAACCUGAUAUUUUACGAAGUACAGUACCAAAAACAAUAUCAAAAAGAGCAACUAAUGUAUUUGUAAGUUAUUCGAAUGUUUUCUGCUCAAAUUUUAUACAAUUUUUAUUUUUUUUUUUUAGUAUAAUGGAAUUUUGGAUCGCGAAUUCUUCUCAAUUUUCACUUAUUUGAAACCAAUAAUUCCAAAAAAUGCUGUUAUUCCAUUAAAUCGACAAUUACAACGAGGUUCCGGAAUUCCACAAUCACAAUAUAUUGCAUUAUGGAAACCACGUGGAAAUGCUCCACAUUGGGGAACUAUUUCAGUUAAUUCGGCUGGAAAAUUAGAUGGAACUUUUGUGAAAGAUAAUCGAAUUUAUAAUUUAUCGAAUCCAGAUUUGCAAUCAACACCAGUUCGAUUAUUACAAUAUGUUGGAAGUGAAACAACAAAUAAUUUCAGGUGAGAAAAUUACUUACAAUCUUGUUAGUUUUUUGGAUUUUACAGAAAAAAAAAUUAAAAAUGACGUAAUCAUAGGUGUCAACAGAAACAGAAAUUUCAAAUUAUUGAAAUGUUUUUCAAGAGAACUUCAUGAACAAUAUUUUUGGAUUACUGUAGGUUGAAAAACAUUUUAAAUUUAUGACGUCAUGAUUGUGCAUAUAUGUGUCAAUAAAAUACACUUCAAAAUUAUUAAUAUGUUUCGUGAGAUACAAACAUUUCGGAACUCGAAGGUUACUGUGUGAUGAUAAAUCUUUUAGAAGUUAUAUUAUUCUCAUUAUGUAAGAAUUGUGUCAACAAAAACAUACAUUCCAGAUUAUUAAGAUGGUUUUUCAUAAUUACUGUAGGAUGUUUUACUGAUAAGAAAAACUAAUUGCUGUAAAAAUCAUUUUUAUAUAAAAAAUUGUAAAAAUUUGAGGUUUUUUGGGAAGCAUUUGUUUAGUUUGUUUACGGGAAAUUCCUGGAUCCUAAAUUAAAAAAUGAUAAACUUUGAAAUUUUGAAAGUAUAAAAAAACUAUGUUUCCAGAUUUGCAUGGAUAAAAGCACUUGAUGCUGAUUUGGCAACAGUUGUAUCAGAAAAAGAAUUGAAUUUAUGUAGUGCUAGAAUGGCUCCAGCUGUUUUAAGAGAACAAGGAUUCGAAUUUCUCGGAGAAGCAAAUAUCGAUACUCGAACAAUGUAUUAUGUUGAUAAUGGAAUGAUACAUUCUGUUAAAAAUGUAAUGUUUUUUCUUUUGUUAAAUCAAAAUUCAUUUAAAACCAGAAGAAAUAAGAGAUCAGAAAAAUACACGUAAAACCCAAAAAAUAAAAUGAAAAUCCUAAUAAUGAUAAUGAUAUUUUGCAGGAUUUGUAUACAAAUAAUGUAUAUCUACUAAUAAAACAGCAAUGUCAAUGCUCUUGUCCAAUAACAAAUUAUUAUUAG